Molecule: messenger RNA, 321 nt
Organism: Lolium perenne
Lineage: Eukaryota; Viridiplantae; Streptophyta; Magnoliopsida; Poales; Poaceae
Source: RefSeq, a predicted model, not a curated record
AUGCCGCCGUUCGUAGCCUCGCCGUCGCAGCCCGCCGUCGCAGCCUCGCCGUCGGCCGCCGCCCGCUCCCCGGCGCCGCGAGUUAAGUCCUCCGCUCCCCGGCCCUUCUUUCCUCCCCGCUCACGCGCACGCCGACGCGGCCUCGGCGCCGAUGCCGCCCUCGCCGACGCGCGCCUCACCGAGGCCGCCUCGCCGACGCCGCCUUGCCGACGCCGCCUCGCCGAGCCUCGCCGACGCCGCCUCGCCGCAGACGCCACGCCCAGACGCCCAGACGCCGACGCCGCCUCGCCGUUGCCGUCUGCUGGAUGCCGGCGCCCUUAG